Molecule: messenger RNA, 969 nt
Organism: Camelina sativa (false flax)
Lineage: Eukaryota; Viridiplantae; Streptophyta; Magnoliopsida; Brassicales; Brassicaceae
Source: RefSeq, a predicted model, not a curated record
AUGUUCAUCGAAUCCCAUAACUUCGUCAAGAAACAUCUGAUGAAGACUUCCCGACGACGUCGUAAAACACUUUUAGCUUUCGGUUGCAAAGACGACGGAGACGAUUCUCCACCGUUUCUUUUCCCUGAAGAAGACGAAGAUAAAGAAGAAGAGAUCUGCUAUAUCGGCAACUGCGACGUUUCCCGUAUCUCACUUGCAUGCGACGGUUUGAUCUGCAUCCCGGGGUCGGAUUCGAUCCAAGUUUGUAACCCGGCGACUCGAGUGUCCCGGAAGUUCCCUACCGGCGAAUCUCUCGUCCCGGCUACGAUCUUACUUCAUGAAGGAACCGGGCGUUCCCGACGGCAACAAGCUCGUUUGGAUUCGGUAAAGAUGAAGUUACGGAUGCGUAUAAAGUCGUUGAGCUACGUGGUCAUCCUCUUGCCUCGCUCAUCGUUGGGGAAUGCAAUGUUCUUGAUCUUCAAACCGGGCGGUGGAGACACGUCAACAUCGUUCCUUAUAUGGUUUUUGUCAAGGAAAGAUCCUCCGUCUAUGUCAAUGGUUUCGUCCACUGGUUCACUGUUGAUCUUUGGGAACCUAACGCUUCAAGAAUUGUUGCGUUUGAUCUUCAUCUUGAAGAGUUUAAUUAGAGUCGUCUCCCACCCAAACCCGAUCUAUUCUUCAGACGAUGGCGGCACUCCUUAUUUCUCGGAGCUUCUCGUCCUCCGAGACCGCCUCUCUGUAUCCGAGAUGAGGAUCACUAAUGUUCCUCAUCCCCCACUCGAUAUCUGGAGCAUGGUCGAUGCAGUAAAAGAAGGAUGGGUUAAGAUGCAUUCAUUGUGUUUAUGCCAACUUUACAAACCACGAUCAAGUGAGAUUCGCUUAUUCACGCCCUUGGCAAUUCUUGACGACCAAGGAGAUGGAGGAGUGCUGAUCGUUUGGAAUUAUCAAGAGUCUUUGUUUAUGUCUUACCCUAAAAAAUGUCCUCCUUAA